AUGAGGCGGUCGGCGUUGCGGCGGCCCGAGAGCUUGACGGACAAGUACCGCAUCUUGGGCAAGAUUGGUGAGGGCACGUAUGGCAUGGUGUUCAAGGCCGAGUCUCACUCUGCAGCUCUGUUGCCACGUCCUACCUCGGGCGGCUCGAACGCCGUCGAGGAUGAAGAGCCCAUGACGUUCGCCAUCAAGCUGGUUAAAUCCCACAAAGAAGGAAAGAACGACGUGGUGCUAUCCAGCGCCACUGUUCGCGAGAUCAAAUUGCUGCGAGAAAUGCAUCACGACAAUGUGAUGCACUUACACGACGUGCACGUGGACCCUCGGGACAAGUCGCUGGCGCUCGUAUUCGAAUAUGGAGACCACGACCUGCACGACAUCAUCGUACAGAGCAAACAAAAGCCGUUGGGCGAGUACACGCGUAAGUCGCUCAUGUACCAGAUCCUCAAAGGUGUGGACUACAUGCACGACGUGUGGGUCAUGCACCGAGAUAUGAAACCACAGAACAUUUUGGUGGUGGGUCAUGGACGCAAGAGGGGACAAGUCAAGCUAGGAGAUUUUGGUCUAGCGCGUAUCUUCAAGGAGCCGAUCAAGGCCUUAUCAGAUGUGGAGCGUGUGGUGGUGACGCUCUGGUAUCGAGCACCGGAGCUCCUACUGGGGGCGAAGCAUUAUACAAAAGCCGUGGACUUAUGGGCCGUGGGCUGCAUUUUCGUCGAGCUCAUCAACACACGCGAGCUCUUUUGCGGUAAGGAAGUGGAGGGGUCCAAUGCUCCGUUCCAGAAAGAUCAGCUCGAUAAGAUCUUUAAAGUGUUGGGCAUGCCGACGCCACAGACGUGGGAGGGACUGGAGAAUCUGCCAGAGUACAAUCACGUCGUGCAGAUGGGUCGUGAACGCAAAUACCCGACGCAAUCUGAGCUCAAAAACGCAGUCAAAGUUGGUCCAGGCCGCGCAGGAGCUGCAUUGCUCGAUUUGCUUUCGAGACUGCUGGAAUAUGACCCUAUCACGGCAAAAGAAGCGCUCGAGCACGAAUACUUCAAGGAGAUUGUACGUAGUCUUGUGUGUUUGUUCCGCGGUCUUGUUUAA
Messenger RNA from Phytophthora infestans T30-4, 1077 nucleotides. RefSeq names its product serine/threonine protein kinase. Gene Ontology annotation, molecular function: cyclin-dependent protein serine/threonine kinase activity; RNA polymerase II CTD heptapeptide repeat kinase activity; ATP binding. The record is from RefSeq and is a predicted model, not a curated record. Gene Ontology annotation, cellular component: nucleus; mediator complex. Bases 1 to 1077 code for a protein of 358 amino acids. Lineage: Eukaryota; Oomycota; Peronosporomycetes; Peronosporales; Peronosporaceae. The transcript has 3 exons. Gene Ontology annotation, biological process: protein phosphorylation.